AUGUCACAAAGGAAAUUAUAUCAAGAAAUUGAUAAGUUAUUGAAAAAAGUCAAGGAUGGUCUCUCGGAUUUUGAUUCUAUAUAUGAAAAUUUUCAAGAAACGGAAACAUCCCAACAAUCUUAUAGAGAAAAGUUAGAAGGUGAUUUAAAAAGAGAAAUUAAAAAACUACAAAAACAUAGAGACCAAAUUAAAACAUGGUUAAGUAAAGAAGAUGUUAAGGAAAGGAAUGAUGUGUUAGUAGAAAAUAGGAGAUUAAUAGAAAUUAGAAUGGAAGAGUUCAAAGCCGUUGAGAAACUAAUGAAGACAAAACAAUUUUCUACAGAAGCCUUGUCAAAUCCUGACAUUAUUCAACAUCCACGUGAAAUUUUAAAAAGGGAACAAAUGAAGUUUAUUGAGGAUUCUAUUGAUGAGCUAAAAAAACAAUUGGAAAGCUAUGAGGCUCAAAAACUUACACAUAAGUGCAAAAGAAAUACUUUCCACAUAGCUAAUUUAGAAAAUAUUUUAAAACUAGUCACAAGUAAUGACAUGGAACCAGAAAAGAUACAAGAGUUUCAUGACGAUAUUGAAUAUUAUGUUGAGAACAACGAGGAUCCUGAUUUUGUUGAAUAUGACACCUUGUAUGAGGAUAUGGGUAGCGAAGUUAACCCAGACGAUAUGAAUGACACCAAUGUUGUUCAAUCGCCUAAAAAAGGCAAAUCCAAAAAAACUAAAUCUACUAAAUCAAAUGUCACAGGAACAUCUUCUAAACAGCCUAUAACUUCUUCAGUUGACAUUAGUACCAAAGAAGAAGAGGAUGAUGAGGAAGAAGAAGAAGAAGAAGGAGAGGAAGAAGAAAAAGAAGAAGAAAAAGAAGAAGAAAAAAAAAAAAAGAGGAAAAAGCAAUAA
Saccharomycodes ludwigii is the source of this 885-nucleotide messenger RNA. It is a transcript of the gene NOT5, whose product is annotated as CCR4-NOT core subunit NOT5. NCBI's taxonomy places the organism in Eukaryota, Fungi, Ascomycota, Saccharomycetes, Saccharomycodales, Saccharomycodaceae. The record is from RefSeq and is a predicted model, not a curated record. Bases 1 to 885 code for a protein of 294 amino acids. Gene Ontology annotation, cellular component: P-body; nucleus; CCR4-NOT core complex. Gene Ontology annotation, biological process: regulation of DNA-templated transcription; nuclear-transcribed mRNA poly(A) tail shortening. The transcript has a single exon.